GUGUAUCCAAUUCUUUAUGGUUUUACGCACUAAAAAAGUCACUGUCUACAGACUCUGCAAGGAACUUCCAAACAAACAAAAAGUUGUUAUAGAAAUUCGAAAACAAGAAAAAAGCCACUAAAAGUAGAAAUCUUUCACGGACCCCAUUUUCUCAUCUUGCAGAAUUUUAUUGGAGAAGAGAAAGUGUUCAAGUGGGCAGAUUCUUGUACUUGUAUGGUAAUAAAACAAGUCACAAUUAAUGAUUUUUUCUUAGCAUUUAUCCAUCACGGGUUACUACAAAACAAUAUUUGUUUUUUAAUUACUACCACCCUAAUUAUGCAAGUUUCCUCUCUAUAAAAAACCACCCUACUCUAACACUAAAAUUUGCCUCUCUUUUCAUAUAUUUCUUCUAGUGUGUGUGUAUUCUCUUAGUUUUUUAUAGAGAGGUCAUGAAGAACAGAGGGAUGGCCUUUUCAUGUAAUGGCAAAAAUAGCCACUACUCUGUUUUCCUCUGUUUCUUCUACAUUCUUGGCUUCAUGUUUAGUCAUUCUCUGUUAGAAUUCAAGCCGGUUUUGGCUCAGAAUUCGCCCGUUUUCGCUUGUGAUAUCACGAGCAAUCCUGAACUGGCGAAUUUAACAUUCUGCGACGCGUCUUUGACGGUGGAAACAAGGGUGAGUGAUCUGGUGCAGAGAUUGACAUUGUCUGAAAAGAUUGGAUUCUUAGUGAGUGGUGCAGGUGGUGUGAGUAGGCUCGGGAUUCCACGCUACGAGUGGUGGUCUGAGGCAUUACAUGGAGUUUCAUAUACUGGUCCAGGAGUACAUUUUUCUGGUUUGGUUCCUGGUGCUACUAGUUUCCCUCAAGUCAUUCUAACUGCUGCUUCUUUCAAUGUCACCUUGUUUGAAACCAUUGGAAAGGUGGUAUCUACCGAGGCAAGGGCAAUGUACAAUGUUGGUUUAGCAGGAUUGACAUAUUGGUCUCCCAAUAUCAAUAUUUUCCGCGACCCGAGAUGGGGAAGAGGCCAAGAAACUCCAGGAGAAGAUCCAACACUCACCAGCAAGUAUGGUGCAGCCUAUGUUAGAGGCUUGCAACAAACAGAUGAUGGUAGCAAAGAUAAGCUCAAGGUUGCUGCUUGUUGUAAGCAUUACACAGCUUAUGAUGUUGAUAAUUGGAAAGGAAUCCAAAGAUACAAUUUCAAUGCUGUGGUAACACAACAAGAUAUGGAUGAUACAUUUCAACCCCCAUUCAAGAAUUGUGUUCUUGAAGGAAAUGUCGCGAGUGUGAUGUGUUCAUAUAACCAAGUUAAUGGCAAGCCAACAUGUGGUGAUCCAGACCUUCUUGCUGGGAUUAUCAGAGGAGAAUGGAAUUUAAAUGGAUAUAUAGUUACGGAUUGUGAUUCAUUGAAUGAGAUAUUUAAUUCUCAACACUACACCAAAACACCAGAGGAGACUGCAGCUUUGGGUCUAAAUUCAGGGGUGGACCUAAAUUGUGGAUCUUGGCUGAGUAAAUACACUCAAGGUGCUGUUAACCAAAAACUUGUGAAUGAAUCAGUUAUUGACAGAGCUAUCUCAAACAACUUUGCAACACUAAUGAGACUUGGAUUCUUUGAUGGUAAUCCAAGAAAACACAUUUAUGGAAACCUUGGCCCCAAAGAUGUCUGCACACCGGAAAACCAAGAGCUUGCUCGUGAAGCUGCAAGGCAAGGGAUUGUCUUGCUGAAAAACGCUGCAGGAUCGCUACCUUUAACUCCCUCCGCCAUCAAGUCCUUAGCGGUCAUUGGUCCUAAUGCCAAUGUAACCAAAACCAUGAUUGGCAAUUAUGAAGGCACUCCAUGCAAGUACACAACUCCCUUGCAAGGCCUAACAGCCUCAGUUGCCACAAUUUACAAGCCUGGAUGUUCUGAUGUGUCUUGCAACACUGCCCAACUUGACGAUGCUAAGAAAAUAGCAUCCACAGCUGAUGCUGUGGUCAUGGUAAUGGGAUCUGAUCAAUCUAUCGAAAGAGAAAGCCUGGACAGAGUUAAUAUAACGCUUCCUGGACAACAAUCAGUUCUAAUAGCAGAGGUUGCUAAAGUUGCCAAGGGUCCUGUAAUUCUUGUUAUCAUGUCUGGAGGUGGCAUGGACGUACAAUUUGCAGUCGAUAAUCCUAAGAUAACUAGCAUUCUUUGGGUUGGUUUCCCUGGAGAAGCCGGUGGUGCUGCCUUAGCAGACGUCAUAUUUGGAUAUUACAAUCCAAGUGGAAGGCUACCAAUGACAUGGUAUCCACAAUCAUAUGCAGACGCGGUUCCAAUGACUAUUAUGAACAUGAGGCCUGAUCCUGCCACAAACUACCCUGGCAGGACUUAUAGGUUCUAUACCGGUCCAACUGUUUUCACAUUUGGUCAUGGUCUAAGCUACUCUCAAUUCAAACACCGCCUAGAUCAAGCGCCAACAUUUGUAUCCAUCCCUCUCGAGGAAAAACAUACUUGUCGUUCAACAAAGUGCAAGUCUAUUGAUACUGUUGAGCAAAGUUGCAGCAACGUGGGAUUUAAUGUUCAUCUUAGAGUUAAAAAUAUGGGAAAGAUUAGUGGAAGCCAUACAAUUUUCUUAUUCAAUUCACCUCCCUCAGUCCAUAAUGCACCUCAGAAGCAUUUGUUGGGGUUUAAGAAAGUCCAUUUGACAGCACAAGAAGAAGGGGUUGUUAAGUUCAAUGUAGAUGUUUGCAAGCAUUUGAGUGUACAUGAUGAGCUUGGAAAAAAGAAAGUUGCAUUAGGACAACAUGUUCUUCAUAUAGGAGAUUUGAAACAUUCCUUCACUGUGAGGAUUUGAAGAGCUCGAGAUAACUUCAUUUUCUUUUUUCUCAAAAGAGAAAUAUGACAAGAUGAAAAAAUCUGAACAUUGAAUGAAUUGAGACAACUGUAACAAGUUUCUUAUCUUUUUGCCGAUUUAUCCAUCUUAACUAGAAGAAUCAAAAUCUUGAAGUGAAAUGAAGCUAUCUACUAAUUCUUGUA
Nicotiana attenuata is the source of this 2965-nucleotide messenger RNA. Its product is annotated as beta-xylosidase/alpha-L-arabinofuranosidase 2. Bases 429 to 2783 code for a protein of 784 amino acids. The record is from RefSeq and is a predicted model, not a curated record. Gene Ontology annotation, cellular component: plant-type cell wall. The transcript is spliced from 7 exons. Gene Ontology annotation, molecular function: xylan 1,4-beta-xylosidase activity; alpha-L-arabinofuranosidase activity. Gene Ontology annotation, biological process: arabinan catabolic process; xylan catabolic process. NCBI's taxonomy places the organism in Eukaryota, Viridiplantae, Streptophyta, Magnoliopsida, Solanales, Solanaceae.